AGGUCAUCAGUGACCGCGCUUUGCGCUUCCUGCAGAUGCGAGAGGCCAUUUGGAAGAAGACUAGCGAGGAGGCGUUGGUCCUGAGAGAGUUUGAGGGUCUUUUGCAUCGCCACUAUUUUCACCACAAACCUUUGAGCCUGGCUCAACUGGAUGCAUGGCGCCGAUACCUUGACUUUGAAGAGUCACGCACACCGCGGAACUGGCGGCGCUUGCAGGGCUUGUUCGAAAGAUGCUUGAUUGUAACCAACAACUACCUCGAGUUCUGGCUGCGCUACGCAAGCUUGCUUGAACAAGCAGAGGCAACAUCGAACCCAGGGGCGAAGCCUGAGCUUGCCUGCAGCUUGUUGAGAGGCGCUUGCCUGUCUGGGCGCCUUGCUCGGCGACCUGAUGCCCUUGCUGCAUGGGCAGAACUGGAGGAGGAGUGUGGCCGAACACUUCGUUCUCGCAUCAUUUUGGAUGGCGCACUUGCAGGGUGUGGCCGUGGCAGCGCUGACUUGGCGUUGCGACGCUGUGGUUUAGAGCUUCGGCAGCAGGAUGGUGACUUGGCUGCUGCCCUCUUGGAGAGCUUUGCUGCUAACGCAGACUUGUCCUCACGAGCAAUUCUGAGUCGCCGCCAUGCUCGCCUUUGUGAGGAGCUUGGUCAUCCUGAGAAGGCUUACGAGUCUUUGCUUGCUGCUUGGCAAGCUGGUUGUCGACAAGUUGGUCUUUUGGUAGAGCUUUCGUCUUUGACUAUGCGCGGACACGCUGAGAAGAAAGGAGAACCAGGAUCAGCUGUGGCGAAGUGCAUCACUCUUUUUGAGGAGGCGUUACAGUGCGCUGAAGCCGAUGGCCACAAAUUUGGAGAGGUUUGUGAGCUUUGGUCCUGCUACGUGGACUUCCUCCUCGCUCAUGGCGCCCCCCUUGGCACAACUUCGCACAGUCCAGGC
Durusdinium trenchii is the source of this 926-nucleotide messenger RNA. The record is from the annotation of a GenBank genome assembly. Lineage: Eukaryota; Dinophyceae; Suessiales; Symbiodiniaceae.